Molecule: messenger RNA, 4227 nt
Organism: Armigeres subalbatus
Lineage: Eukaryota; Metazoa; Arthropoda; Insecta; Diptera; Culicidae
Gene: Spred
Product: sprouty-related, EVH1 domain-containing protein 1
Exons: 10
Coding region: 201-1364 (387 amino acids)
Biological process (GO): negative regulation of MAPK cascade; multicellular organism development
Cellular component (GO): membrane
Molecular function (GO): protein kinase binding
Source: RefSeq, a predicted model, not a curated record
AGGAGUGCUUGAAACAUCAAUAACCUAGCAAUCAAGAGUAGUAGCAGAAAAAGCAGCAGCAGCACAGCAAUAAGAGCAGAAAAACCUUACCACUAAUCGUCGCUCACACGAAAAUUUUCGCUUUGGCCCAUGUACAGAUACAAAAAUGGUGAAAACAGUGUUGUUACCGCAAAAUACUAGUAUAUUUGAGAUAUCAAACCAUGACCGAGGCAUAUGAAGAUGAUUUCUUAGUUAGAGUACGCGCACAAGUUAUGGCCAGAGAUGAAAGUACUGAAGGUUGGUUACCACUGCAAGGCGGUGGUCUGGCAAAUGUCUCGAUACGCAAACGUGCACGACUGCCACCGGACGGUGGCGGUCACGAAUACAUCAUAUACGGACAAAGAAUAUCAGACCAAACAGUUAUACUAAGUUGUGUUAUUAAUAGAGAUUUGCAGUACUUCAAAGUGAUGCCUACGUUUCAUCACUGGCGCGCGGGCAAGCAGCGGAAUGGACUCACCUUCCAGACUGCGGCCGACGCGAGAGCUUUCGACAAAGGAAUCAUCCGUGCCUACGAUGAUCUUAUUGAUGGACUGGAUGAUUAUACGACGCACAACAAAUACCACGAUGUCGAUAAAGUUGGCGAAGACGACGUGUUUAUGACAUUGGAUCUACCAGUAGAACCUUCUGAAUCGCGAUCAAAUUCUGAAGGCAGUGGAAGUCACCAGAGCGUCGAUAAACAAUCACAGCAGCAAUCCAGUAUUCAAUACAUAUCGAGCGAUAAACCAUCAUCUCUCAUAAAGUCCGGUGAUGAAAAAGUUACUCCACUAGUACCUGGUGACAACUAUUCGUACGUUCAGAUCACUGAUCCGGCAGACAUCAAGUUAAAAUACAACUUUUAUAACUUGAAGGUGCACGAAUUCAACUACCCGGUCGUUGAGGAACCUGGAUCGAUAAUCGGUGGACGGCGAGACUCGACAUCUAGUCUGAAAAAGCGGAACGCCCUCGAUGCGCCACCGAUGAAGGAGACCACGCUCAUCAAAACUCGAUUGCGCUGCAGAUAUUGCCAAGAAUUCUACAAUGACGAUCGCAACUACAAAGGCUCGUGCGAUUAUGCGCCAGACUGCUUCAGGACCACCAUCGAGAACAUGUCCGGAAUGUUAUGUGCGCAGUGUAUGCUGUAUCACUGUAUGAAGGACUCGGAGGGGGAAACGGCACCCCAUCCGUGCUCGUGCUCUGCGGAAGCAGGAUGUACAAAACGGUGGAUCGGUUUGGCGCUGUUAUCGCUUCUGGUGCCCUGUCUAUGGUGCUACCCACCGCUACGGGCGUGUCACUGGAUGUGCGUUUCGUGUCGACUCUGCGGUGGGAAACAUAAACCACAAAUUUGACAUCCGAUCAAAAUCAUCAACCUGACAAGUAUUAACCGGUUCGACUGAUAGUCAUUGAGCAUCUCUCAACAUCCGCUCUGAAUAGCAAACUAGGAAACAAGGGAUAACAGUACAGCAUGUGUGCGAACAAAAUUACUUAGGAAAGGCAUGGAGCAAAAAGGUAAGCGGAAAUACAACCAAAGCGAUAGAAAAGUAGAAAAACUGAAAGAGCAUAAAACAGUAGCCUGAAACAAAAAAGCAAACAUCCCGGUACAUAACUAAACAAUAAAUAAAACAGAAAACUGAUAUCGCUACAUGUAGAAAAGAAGUAAACAAAUCCAGUAAAACACAUACACAAAACAUUCGUUGAUGUCUAUAAAUCUAUAGCUAAACCAAAAAAACAGAGACCCUAAAAGGAUUUAAAGUAUGAAAAGAACUAGCGAAAAAAAUCGAAAUCAAAUACAUGCAAAGGGGUCACUUGCUUUUGAGGGCGAUUUUCGUUCGGCGCCCUCCGUAGAGACGCAUGACGUGUGGGAAAGGAUGAACCAAAUCUGCAAUAAUAACACAACAUCAGGAGAAGCAGAAAACAACAGCAACGGCCGGAACAUCAGCCAACGACAGAAGCAGCUAGACAACGUCAUCAUGUCAUAUAACUAACUGUCGAUAAGAUCGAAGAAGAUACGAUUGAGGGUUACUCUAUCUUAUUCAAUCAUAAAAUUUAUGGUUGGUGCUGAUGACUAUAUGUGUGAAAACUAAAGGAAAUGGUGCAGCGCUACAAAGCAAAAUGAAUAAUAUAUAUUCUUGUUUCGUUAUUGUAGCAAGCAGAUGAACAAACUAAGAAAAUGUGUGCUAUACUAAAACAAGGGAAGCAGUUUUUUGUUUUACCUAGUUUUAUUUCAUUUUCUCAAGGUAUUAUACUGUUUAGUUCAAAUAACGUUUAGAUGAUGAUAAUAUCUGAUGUGUACAUUAUUAUAAUUGAUAGAGGUAAAGUAGUAGAGGGGUCAUUAUUUUUUUAUGAAUUACUAGAGCGUAAGACCCGUUGUUUGAAAUUUUAUUAGUUUGAGCAGCUCUUGUAGAGAAUUGAGAACCACGAGAAAAAAAAUCUAUCGUUCAACUAUAUAGUAUAUGAUAACUGUUCAGAUCGUUUCUAAACUCCGAGCUAAAAAAUUAGUUCAACGUUAAUGUAUUUGUUGAAUAUUUACUAGUUUUAUCCAGUUUUUAUUUGUGGAUGAUAAAUAACGGCUGAGAGAAAUUAUCGGAUAAGAAGUAAAAUAUGAACGCUAUAGUUAUGUAUUUAGAUAUAUAACAGUGUAUAUUAUAACAGCAGUACAUAAAAAAGAGCGGUUUAAGGAGGUGAAUUCUACAUUAUAAGAUUUAAUAGCGCAUAACUCUAACCAGUAUAGCAAGAAUCGUGUAAAACCAAAUCUGCUUACAUUUCUGGUCUCCCAUUGCUGGAUGCCGAGCUGUGCUCGACAUUUCAGGAUUUCGAUCCGAACUAUACUGAUGGCACCUUGUCGAGACGCGUAUACUUCUGUAUCAGAAGGAACCUGUUAAUCUGUAUAAGGCAUCCUGAGCAUUCGCAACACUUCAAAAUUUUUGUCAUUUGAAAGGGCGUUCUUUGAACCUUGAACUUUUCUGUGCCAUAUGGAUGCCUCUCGAGAUCAACGGUUCUACAAAUUUACGGCAACAUUUCGUGCCCUCAGUAUAGCUGCAUUUCGAAUUGUCAGGGAGACCUGAUCAUGAUGAAUCAUAGUGUCAAUAAUCAGUGGAGAAAUAAGUACACAGUGUAUUUAAUUUAUCAUUAUCAUCAGUCAGGUCCCGGAAGAUCUGAGUUUAUGUUAGAAGGGGCAUACAAUCGGUGAAUAACCAAAGGUCCGCGUGACAGCCGCAAUGGGCUCUGCGGUUGUCAAACAUGACCUUUAACACAUCAUAUUUGUCGAACACAAACGUGAAUAUUAGUUACAAGAUGUUAAACAAAUGAAAAAAAAACAAACAAUAUAUUAUACAUCCACACAAAAUCUCACACCUACAUCUAUGUUUUAACAUAAAACAUGUCUUGCAAAAUACGUAAGACGCUUAUAAAGAUUUAUAAAAUUGAAAAAUAAUAUUCAACAGCAGAAAUAAUUCAUCAACACGAAAACAAGACAUGAACCUGCUACGAAAACAUAAAAACUUAUGCACGUUGAUUGCAUUGAAAAAGCGACCCACAAUUAGUACCAAAAACCUACCCAUGUGAAUAUUUUGAUUUCAUUUUGUAGGAGUAAAUGUAGAUAUCAAUCUCUAAGUUCGAACACGCAUACACCACCAUACAGUUUCAUCUCUGUUCCAAGUUAAUCUCCCAUAAAAAAUACACAAUCAAAUCAGCUGAAUAUAUUUGAGAAUAUAAAACAGAUAAAACGCUUUGUAAUGAUAUGGAAACUGUAGACAUUAGAAAUAAUUUUCACAGACUAACAUCAAUGAAUACAAUCGUUUUUUGUUCUACGUAAACGCUUACAGCUCUCCAGGCAGCAUUGAACCACUUCAGUUCAGACUUAUUUAUUUCCGUCAAGCUCAUAUUGAUAAGAAAAGUUUAAACAUUCGACUUUUGUUCCAAAUUUGUUACGCAAUUUUCUCCGUUUUGAUUUUUAAUGUUUAGUUUUGGUCGGUAAUGUCCUCAAUGAAUGAUUCAAAAAAUAAAAUGGAUGGACAUUCAACGUGUUAAGUGCGAGACGAAAAUUGUAACGUAAAGUUUGUUUAACAUGGAAAAUAAAGAUAAAUAAAAUAAUAAAUUAAAAAUGCAGAAUACAGAGAAAAACUAAAAGAGAGAUCAAAGAAAUGAUAUUUGUAAAAAGCAAAUAUUUAUAAUUCAAAUAAAUGAAAGAAAAAAGGAAAUUAAUAAUAAUAA